Molecule: messenger RNA, 902 nt
Organism: Hemibagrus wyckioides
Lineage: Eukaryota; Metazoa; Chordata; Actinopteri; Siluriformes; Bagridae
Product: cystatin-like
Exons: 3
Coding region: 110-499 (129 amino acids)
Molecular function (GO): cysteine-type endopeptidase inhibitor activity
Source: RefSeq, a predicted model, not a curated record
CACGCCCCGCCCACUAAGUCAGCUCUGUUUAUGUAACGGUGUUUUCCUCUGUACUGUUCAGAUCUGCGGCGGUUCCGCAAAUCUCAGAGCUAGGAUCUGAAAUAAAAACAUGUUUCUGAAGGUUGUAGCUCCACUUCUGGCGGUCUUCAUGACCGUAACCAGUCUCGGCUUAACAGGAGGGCCGAUCGAUGCGGACGUGAACAGUGAUGAUGUCCAGAAUGCCCUGAAUUUCGCCGUCACUCAGCACAACAAAGCGAGCAACGACUUGUACCUGAGUCAGGUUUCGAAGGUGAUCAAGGCACAGAAGCAGGUUGUUUCUGGUGUGAACUAUAUUUUCACCGUUGAGAUGGCUAGGACGUCCUGCAAAAAAGGUGGUAUUGAGAAGGUGUGUGACGUCCAUCCAGACCCAAAUGUUGCAAACCCUCGUGUGUGCAACCUGAAGGUGUGGAAUCAGCCCUGGACAAGCACUAUCCGAAUUGUGGAGAACACCUGCCUGUAGAAAUCCAGUCACACACCGCCCAGAUUUGGUUUGGCAUUCCUUAGAACCUGGAGAAACAUGUGCUGUCAAUUCGGAUCCAGCCAUCGCACAGAUUAAUUAUACAAAACUCUCUAAUUAAUUUAGAUAUUUAAUACUGGUUAUAUAAAAUACUUUUUCUUUGCAUGCUAACUCCUUUUUUGUCACUUUCCUCAAGCCUCAUGAGUGCAAACUUAUAGUGUUGAGUCAGCCUUGGUUGUAAGGCAUGAUUUUAAUUGAGAAUACCUGCUAAAAGAGAUCAUACUUGAAAAAUAGAGACCACAUCUUAUCCUUUAUCCCAGACUUUGUCGAGAGAUUUAAUUUAAAAGUGUGCCUUAUUGCUCAGGCUGUAUUUGUAGAUGCUAAUAAAAGGCUGCUUAGAAUGUGA